AUGACAGCCAAGACCUUUAUUGUGACGCUCAAAGACCAUGUUGCCGAUCCAGACGUGUCGUCGAUCAAGGAGUCGUUCGCGAAACUCGGUGGCGAAAUCACCCACGAAUUUUCGCUGAUCAAGGGCUUCACAGUCAAGGUGCCAGAGAUCGGCAUUGACAGCAUCAAGCAGAAGCACGGUAACAACAUCGCCAACAUCGAAGAGGACCAGGAAGUGCACACGCAAGCUUGA
This is a messenger RNA of Lachancea sp. 'fantastica', 231 nucleotides long. The record is from the annotation of a GenBank genome assembly. NCBI's taxonomy places the organism in Eukaryota, Fungi, Ascomycota, Saccharomycetes, Saccharomycetales, Saccharomycetaceae.